This is a messenger RNA of Cooperia oncophora, 592 nucleotides long. Lineage: Eukaryota; Metazoa; Nematoda; Chromadorea; Rhabditida; Trichostrongylidae. The record is from the annotation of a GenBank genome assembly.
UGGUGGUACUACUGUUCCAUGUGGUCCUACUGGUGGUAUUCCUGUUCCUUGUGAUCCUCCUGGUGGUACUACUGUUCCAUGUGGUCCUACUGGUGGUAUUCCUGUUCCGUGUGAUCCUCCUGGUGGUACUACUGUUCCAUGUGGUCCUACUGGUGGUAUUCCUGUUCCGUGUGAUCCUCCUGGUGGUAUUACUGUUCCAUGUGGUCCUACUGGUGGUAUUCCUGUUCCGUGUGAUCCUCCUGGUGGUACUACUGUUCCGUGUGGUCCUACUGGUGGUAUUCCUGUUCCUUGUGAUCCUCCUGGUGGUAUUAAUGUUCCAUGUGGUCCUACUGGUGGUAUUCCUGUUCCGUGUGAUCCUCCUGGUGGUAUUCCUGUUCCGUGUGAUCCUCCUGGUGGUACUACUGUUCCAUGUGGUCCUACUGGUGGUAUUCCUGUUCCUUGUGAUCCUCCUGGUGGUACUACUGUUCCGUGUGGUCCUACUGGUGGUAUUCCUGUUCCUUGUGAUCCUCCUGGUGGUAUUCCUGUUCCAUGUGGCCCUCCUGGUACUGGUCCUGGUCCUGGUGUGACCUUGUUGAAUUUUCCACUCGUUUAG